CACGUUAAACAAAACUGAAGAAAAAGAAGAAAAUAUUGUUUGGAUACACCGGAUACACAUCUGCUAACAACGAAUCAAAUCCACUUUAAUAUAAUUGUACGUGGACACUAUAACGGAUUGCUUGCUACAUUUCAUUCAAAAACUGCGAAAGCAACAGCAGUGUACUCCUAACGUCUAAAACGAGGUUGAUGCAGUGCCAGAGUACAGAAGCAACAGACUCUUCUCUGAGAGAUGGAAUGGAGUCGUUGGGAGUUACGGAGGAAGACAAGGUUUCGGCAAUGAGACAGGAGGAAGAGGCUAAGGGAAAAGAGGGGAUGGACACAACAGGUGGAACAAAUGAGGACAAAGAUGAAAAUAAAGAUAAAGAGAAAGAUGGUGACAAUGAUGAAGAUGCCAUGGAUGAAGAAGAGCAUAGAGAAGAAAGCAAAGAGGAUGAUGGGAAAGAGAUGGAGAGAGAUGCAGAACAAGAAGAGGAUUGGGAGAUUCCUUGUAGUGAUGAAGAGAUAGAGGAACCUAAAAACUGGACACCACCACCUGCUGAAAUCAAGCGACUAUAUGAAAUUUUGGCUAAAGGAGAAAUGCUGGAGCUGAACUGGAUUCCUCUUCCCCGACGACCCCCUACCCCACAGCACACCCCUUCCCCAGAGAGAGAUGAUGAUUCUGAGGAGGAAAGGGAGAGGGAGAGGGAGGAGAGAGCUCGCAAAGCCCCUUCCCCCACUGAGUUUGAUUUUGAUGAGGAGCAAACUUCUGUGACACCCAAAAACGCCUACAUCAAUCGCCGCAGGACACCAGGCUCCUCUACUCGGUCCACAGUGCGAAGGGAGGCCAGGCUGGAUAAGGUGCUCUCUGACAUGAAGCGGCACCGCAAGAUCGAGGAGCACAUCCUCAGGACAGGCCGCGACCUCUUCAAAAGUGAGAAUGGGAAGGCAGCUGGCGGAAGGGAGGGGCAGGCCCUCUCCCCCAACUCCCAGAGAGAGAGAGAAAAGGAGAGGGAGAGAGACAGCGACCCCAGCACCAUCUUUUCACCCAGACAAAGGCGUUAUUGAGGCUCAGAGACAAACUGAGGGAGUCCUCAGGCCUUACUUGCCAAACCUAAGGUUUGUACUUGUAAAUAAUGUUUUAAUUAUUGAUAUGCUUUGAUGGUCAAAAUAAACUUUUUACUGAAA
Molecule: messenger RNA, 1166 nt
Organism: Conger conger (European conger)
Lineage: Eukaryota; Metazoa; Chordata; Actinopteri; Anguilliformes; Congridae
Gene: pagr1
Product: PAXIP1 associated glutamate-rich protein 1
Exons: 5
Coding region: 189-1046 (285 amino acids)
Source: RefSeq, a predicted model, not a curated record